Molecule: messenger RNA, 2476 nt
Organism: Scylla paramamosain (green mud crab)
Lineage: Eukaryota; Metazoa; Arthropoda; Malacostraca; Decapoda; Portunidae
Gene: knk
Product: protein Skeletor, isoforms B/C-like
Exons: 17
Coding region: 112-2169 (685 amino acids)
Source: RefSeq, a predicted model, not a curated record
UUGACGGUUCCAGCCUCAGUGCCUCUUGGGAUAGCAGAGGGGAAGUGUUGUGUUCCUUCGUCCGCCCACCAUUCUUAUAAACUAUGUCUAGUGCCUUAUCGUAGCAUCAAGAUGGAAUUAGUGAGAUGCGUGUGGCUGUGCGUGGUCGCCCUUUUUCUCGAUGUGUGUUACGCAUCGGAUGGAUAUGUGGGCAAGAAGCUUGGAGAACUGAACAGCUACCAUCACCAGGUGGGUGGCGAGGUGUAUGCGGUGAAUGAGAGGACGCUGCUCAUCAAGAACUUCAUGUACGAUGGGAAUGGUGGAGACACAUUCUUCUGGGCCGGGUCUCGCCCUCGGCCUGGCCCUCAGGGAUUUAUUGUGCCUAAUGAGCUUGGCAGGACCAAUGUUCUAGACCGCUACCUCAACAAGGACAUCACCCUCACCCUGCCAGACUACAAGACCAUCACAGAGAUCAAGUGGCUGGCCAUAUAUGAUCUCAGCAGACUGGAGCCUUUUGGAGACAUCUACAUUCCUGAAGGGUUUGAGCCGCCCCAGGAGAUUGUCCUGAACAAGCUGUCCUCCAAGACUCGGGAGGUAAAGUCUGGGGGAGUGAUCAUCUCCGAGUCCAAGACCAUCAUUAUUGAGGAUUUAACCUACAAUGGCAAGGGGGGAGAGGUUUACUUCUGGGUGGGCGUGGGACCCCAGCCUCACUCCAAGGGGACCAAGAUUCCCGAUGAGCAUGGCUACCUGACUCCCCUGGGGAAGUAUGACAAGAAAACCAUCACUCUGGAGCUGCCAGGAGACCUGACGGUGUUCACGGUGGACUGGCUGGCCAUCUAUGACAUCGCCAAUGACAGAGUGUUGGGCUCCAUCAUCAUCCCUGAGGAGCUCAAUGUGCCGCCCUCCCUCGUCAAGAUUAUUCCUCACAGUAACUCCAUGCCAAACUGUGAGCAGCUACACAAGGACCUGCAGGUGUCAUGGGAGGUGUUUGGAGACCAGAUCACCAUGGAGCUGGCAGGACAAGUGGGCGAGGACGACUACAUGGCAUUUGGCAUGAGUGGGUCACCCUCGGAGCCAGUGAUGGUGGGUGGCGACGCGGUGGUGGUGCACAUGGACGGCUACCUUGGCUCCUUCAAGGACUACAACCUCACCUCAUACAUGCCUUGCACACACCUGCUGGGGCAACACAAGGGUGUGUGCUAUGAUGACCUGGUGGGGGGAGCACAGGACUACCAGGAGUUCAGUCACAAGAGGGAGGAUGGAAUCAACAUUUUCACCUUCAGACGCAGACUCACCACCCCUGACCCAGGGGACAUCCCGUACCCAGACAGUGGUGAGGCCAUGAUCAUCUGGGCUCUGGGACAUCUGGACAUCAACCGCAACCCAACCAUGCACUACGCCUGGUCCAAGUUCAAGCAGCCUAUUGAGUUCACCAGGAAAGCCACGGAGAGGAAGUGCUUCUCGUUCACCAGGAGUGAGAAAUCUAUACCGAAGCGCUGGAAGCCGGUGCACCUUGCCAAUCCCGCAGCCAAGGAGUUCACCGCCACACUGGGGCCUGACGGGGGACCAAGGGGCUACGAGGCCAUCACUGGACAGCAUUCAGAGACUGGCCUGUCCUGGUACAUCAACGGCUACCUCUCCCCUGACAUCUACAUCAAGAGGGAUGCCACUUACCGCAUCAUGGUGCAGGGCGGCUCCAACCCAUACGAUCCAAAGAGCUACCAUCCCCUCAUCAUCACAGAUGAGCCACGCGGGGCAUACUCCCAGCUGUCGGAUGAAGAGAAGAAGGACAUCCGGGUGCUGGCUGGCAUUGGGUAUUCCGUGAGGGGCGACUCAAGAGCCACAGCAGCGGGCCGCCUGUGUCUGUGGGAACACCCGAAGGAGCUGGACCGCCGCAAGGACGUGGAGUUCAGGACCUACGAGCACUUCAGAAACGCUCUCCACCAUGAGUGUGGCGAAGGCAAGGCAGCUGUGUUGGAAUUUAAGCCCAACAAGUCGUGGCCGGACACUGUCUACUACAACAGCUGGACGGGGCCAAACAUGGGCUGGAGGAUACACAUUCUGGACGAGAUCAACACAGAGAAGAUCCUGGCAGCCGCAGCGAGUGGUGGGAACAGUGUGCAUUGGUCCUCACUCAACACCCUGCUGCUCUGGCUGACGGGGGUGUGGCUGGCUAUGUUGGCAGUGUAGACAUGCAUAUAUGUGUGUGUGUGUGUGUGUGUUUGUAGGUGUGUAGGUGUUUAGGGUUGAAUGAAAUGUGUGUGUGUGUGUGUGUGUCCCCUUAAAUGAUAAUAAGAUAGCAUUAUUCUUGACAUUUGAAUAAAUUUUGAUUCACUGUCAAAAAUAUCUAUCUAUAUACUCGCACUAAUUAAUGUUACAAUGAAGAAAUCGUCUUUCCUUCACUCACACCAUGACUUCUUACUGUAUAUAGCUAUAGGCUGUUUAUUAUGUGAAAACCAUGUACAGUAGAUUACUGAAUAAUGUUCUAGUGAAUUAC